Messenger RNA from Papilio machaon (common yellow swallowtail), 2638 nucleotides. It is a transcript of the gene Mcm6, whose product is annotated as DNA replication licensing factor Mcm6-like. The transcript has 14 exons. Gene Ontology annotation, cellular component: nucleus; MCM complex. NCBI's taxonomy places the organism in Eukaryota, Metazoa, Arthropoda, Insecta, Lepidoptera, Papilionidae. The record is from RefSeq and is a predicted model, not a curated record. Gene Ontology annotation, molecular function: ATP binding; single-stranded DNA binding; single-stranded 3'-5' DNA helicase activity. Bases 165 to 2615 code for a protein of 816 amino acids. Gene Ontology annotation, biological process: double-strand break repair via break-induced replication; mitotic DNA replication; DNA replication initiation.
UUUUAACUAAGAAUACGAAAAGAAAGUGGUCUCAUAAUUGAUAUAUCUGAACCUCCUCAUGUGUAAAAUAAAAUAAAAAAUUGCAACCUAACCUGUCAAUUGUUAAACAGAUAGAAGCUUUUAUUUGAAAAUAAUAAUAGUAACAGUUUUUAACAUUUUUAAAAAUGGAUGUAGCUGAUACUUAUUCUACCCAGAAGCAAGUAAAAGAUGAUGUAGGUGUGCGUUGCCAAAAGUUGUUUCAAGAUUUUUUAGAAGAGUUUAAAGAAGACAAUGAAAUUAAAUACGAGAAACCGGCAAAAGAAUUAAUAAAGCCAGAAGCCAGUACCUUAGAAGUCAGUUUUGAUGAUGUUGAACGAUACAACCAGAAUCUAGCUACAACUAUUAUUGAAGAAUAUUAUAGAAUAUAUCCAUUUCUCAACCAAGCUAUAUUAAACUAUGUGCUGAGUAUAACUGACAGUAAUGUUAAAAAGGAACUCGUUGGUAAAGAAUGCUAUGUGUCAUUUGUAGAUGUGCCUACAAGGCAUAAAGUACGAGAAUUAACGACAACUAAGAUUGGGACGUUGAUAAGAAUUUCAGGACAAAUUGUAAGAACUCAUCCCGUACAUCCGGAGUUAGUUUUGGGCACAUUUGUCUGUUUAGAUUGUCAGACUGUUGUAAAAAAUGUUGAACAACAAUUUAAGUACACUUUACCAGCAAUUUGUAGGAAUCCAGUGUGCGCGAAUAGAAGACGGUUCAUGUUAGAUGCUGACAAAUCAGUAUUUGUUGACUUUCAAAAGAUAAGAAUACAAGAGACACAAGCGGAGUUACCCCGUGGCUGUAUACCACGCUCUCUUGAAGUCAUACUUAGGGCAGAGGCCGUGGAAUCUGUACAGGCAGGUGACAGAUAUGAUUUUACAGGUACACUUAUAGUAGUACCAGAUGUUGGCUCCCUUUCAUUACCUGGAGCCAAAGCGGAACUGACUACAAGGACUAGACAGGGUAAUGAGGGUCAAAUGGAAGGUAUCAAGGGACUGAAAGCAUUGGGUGUACGUGAACUGCAUUACAAGACAGCAUUCCUCGCGUGCAGUGUACAGGCAAUGUCUCGUCGCUUUGGCACUGCGGAGAUAACUGCAGAUGAUCUAACAACUGAUGACAUGAGGAAACACAUGACUGACAAGGAGUGGAACCAGGUGUAUGAGAUGACAAAAGACAGGAAUCUGUAUAAUAAUCUAAUAACAAGCUUAUUUCCAAGCAUACACGGGAACAAUGAAGUAAAACGAGGAAUAUUACUUAUGUUAUUUGGAGGAGUCGCUAAAACUACUAUUGAAGGUACCACACUACGUGGUGACAUCAAUGUAUGUAUAGUGGGAGAUCCGAGCACUGCUAAGUCACAGUUAUUGAAACAAGUCAGUGAGAUGACACCCCGUGCUGUCUAUACUAGUGGCAAAGCAUCAUCUGCAGCCGGUCUCACUGCGGCUGUUGUUAGGGACGAGGAAUCAUUCGACUUUGUAAUCGAAGCGGGCGCACUGAUGUUGGCUGACAAUGGUGUGUGCUGUAUUGAUGAGUUUGAUAAGAUGGACCCCGGAGACCAGGUUGCUAUACACGAGGCCAUGGAACAGCAGACUAUAUCCAUUGCUAAGGCAGGAGUAAGAGCAACUUUAAAUGCUAGAACUUCAAUAUUAGCUGCCGCCAAUCCUGUAGGUGGUAGAUAUGACCGUGCGAAGUCUCUGCAGCAAAAUGUAGCUCUCAGUGCACCUAUCAUGUCCCGGUUUGAUCUAUUCUUUAUACUAAUAGAUGAGAGCAGUGAAAUGGUUGAUUAUGCCAUUGCAAGGAAAAUAGUAGAUUUACACUGCAAUAAAGAAGAAACCUACGACUGUGUUUACUCUAGAGAAGAUCUGUUAAGAUAUAUUGCUUUUGCGAGAUCAUUCAAGCCGUUUAUCACUGAAGAAGCAGGGAAGUUACUAGUGGAAUACUACACAGUGCUGCGGGGGCGUGACGCGGGCGGGGCGGGGGCGGGGUCGGGGGCGUGGCGUAUCACAGUACGUCAGCUGGAGUCACUUGUGAGGCUCUCAGAAGCCGUUGCCAAGUUGCACUGCAGCGGUGCUGUCACUGAACAUCAUGUACAUGAAGCUUACAGGUUACUAAACAAAUCUAUAAUCCGAGUUGAGCAACCUGAUAUACAUUUAGAUGAAGAUGAUCCUCAGUCGGAACCCAUGAUGGAGGUUGACCAAGACCCAUCUACAACCACCACGGUAAACGGAGACUCAUCUGGAAAGAAGAAACUAACCCUAUCAUUUGAAGAAUACAAAUCUCUAAGUGUCAUGCUUGUUGUGUUUAUGAGGAAAGAGGAAAGCGAAGCUGAAUCUAGAGGUGAGGAGAGCGCAGGUAUGCGUAAGAGUGCAGUAGUAAACUGGUAUUUAGAGCAACUGGUGACACAAGGACAGAUAGAAAAUGAAGACGAGUUGGUUGAAAGGAAAGUUCUGGUUGAAAAAGUUAUUGAAAGGCUCAUGUAUCAUGAUCAAGUUAUUAUACCUUUGACAACCACUGGUCUAAAAGCAACUCAGAAAUCAUCAGAACAAGAGAUAGAAGACGAUCCAUUAUUAGUCGUCCACCCAAACUUCGUUGUGGACGCAUAAUUGAUUUUUAUUUUUUAAUUAUU